This is a messenger RNA of Mesocricetus auratus (golden hamster), 1065 nucleotides long. RefSeq names its product C-C chemokine receptor 1-like protein 1. Gene Ontology annotation, cellular component: membrane; cytoplasm. The record is from RefSeq and is a predicted model, not a curated record. The transcript has a single exon. Lineage: Eukaryota; Metazoa; Chordata; Mammalia; Rodentia; Cricetidae. Gene Ontology annotation, molecular function: chemokine (C-C motif) ligand 5 binding; C-C chemokine receptor activity; chemokine (C-C motif) ligand 7 binding. Gene Ontology annotation, biological process: G protein-coupled receptor signaling pathway; chemotaxis; immune response. Bases 1 to 1065 code for a protein of 354 amino acids.
AUGGAGAUUUCAGCCAUCACAGAGUCCUACUACAACUCCAAGAAUGACUACUUUCCUGGAAUUUUUUGUGCAAGCAUGAAUGUGCGGGCAUUUGGAGUCACAGUGCUGAUCCCCCUGUACUCCCUGGUGUUCAUCAUUGGAGUGAUAGGCAAUGUCCUGGUGGUUCUGGUGCUCAUACAACACAAGAGGCUUCGAAGCAUGACCAGCAUCUACCUACUCAACCUGGCCAUCUCUGAUCUGGUCUUCCUCUUCACAUUACCUUUCUGGAUUGACUAUAUACUAAAAGGAGACUGGGUUUUUGGUGAUGGUAUGUGUAAGUUCCUCACUGGUUUUUAUUAUCUGGGCUUGUAUAGUGACAUGUUUUUCAUCACCUUGCUUACAAUUGAUAGGUACCUAGCCAUUGUCCAUGCUGUGUUUGCCCUGCGUGCCCGGACUGUCACUUUUGGCAUCAUCACCAGCAUCAUAACCUGGGUCCUGGCCAUCUUGGUUUCCACUCCUUGUCUGUAUUUUUUCAGGGCCCAGUUGGAGUUCACUUACCAUACCUGCAGAGCAGAUUUGCCCCAGGAGAGUCUGAAGCAUUUUUUGAGGUUUCAGGCACUAACAAUGAACCUCCUUGGACUAAUUUUACCUCUCUUGGCCAUGAUCUUCUGCUACACAAGGAUCAUCAGUGUUCUACACAGAAGACCCAAUAAGAAGAAGUCCAAAGCUAUGCGUCUGAUUUUUGUUAUCACACUUCUCUUCUUCCUCCUCUGGACCCCCUACUAUCUGGCUGCAUUUGCUUCUGCUUUUGACGAUUUCCUAUUCACCAGAGGGUGUGAGAGAAGCCAACAGUUGGACCUGGCCUUGAUGGUAACUGAGGCAAUUGCCUACACCCACUGCUGUGUCAACCCAGUCAUUUAUGUCUUUGUGGGUGAGAGGUUCCGGAAAUACCUCAGGCAGCUGUUUCAGAGGCAUGUGAUUAUACCCCUGGCAAAAUGGCUGCCCUUCUUCUCUGUGGAACGAACACAGAGGGCCAAUUCCAUAUCUCCAUCCACAGGGGAAAAUGAGCUUUCUGCUGGCUUAUAA